This is a messenger RNA of Acanthoscelides obtectus, 687 nucleotides long. The record is from the annotation of a GenBank genome assembly. NCBI's taxonomy places the organism in Eukaryota, Metazoa, Arthropoda, Insecta, Coleoptera, Chrysomelidae.
AUGGUUUUCAACUAUAAAAGAAAGUCGGAACGAGGAAGCACCUGGACAGAAACAUCCAUGGAACAUGCAUUGCAAGCAGUGCGUAACGGGGAGUCGAUAAGAAAAGCGUCUUUAAUAUAUAACAUUCCAUUCUCAACGCUCCUUAAGCAUGUGAAGUCUAAUAAAACUACUAAAUCUCUGGGCAGAUUUAAGACGGUUUUCACUCCAGAAGAAGAACAAGAAUUUGUUACCCAUAUCAAAGAGCUUGAUAGCCGUUUUUAUGGGCUUACGCGACGAGAUCUUUGUGUGUUAGCAUAUCAAUACGCCGAAGCGAACCACAUUAUUCAUUGUUUUAAAAAUAAUGCAGCGGGUCAGCAAUGGUAUCAAAAUUUUAUGAAGAGACAUCCUGAGUUAAGCUCACGGACACCUGAGCCGACCAGUGUUGCACGAGCCAGUGGCUUUAAUCGCCCACAAGUGGAGAGGUUUUUCGAAAAUUUGAGGGACGUCAUCGAGAAAAACAAUAUUUUGCCUGCAAAUAUGUACAAUGUAGAUGAGACAGGGAUCCAAACCUCUACAAAUAGGCCUCCUAAGGUUAUUUCCCUGAAAGGCAAAAAGGGAGUUGGAGCUAUAUCUUCCUCCGAGCGAGGCACACUAGUAACGGCACUGUUUUGUUGUUCCGCUGCUGGGGCAUAUAUUCCUCCUCACUAG